Molecule: messenger RNA, 5650 nt
Organism: Oncorhynchus nerka (sockeye salmon)
Lineage: Eukaryota; Metazoa; Chordata; Actinopteri; Salmoniformes; Salmonidae
Gene: mtmr4
Product: myotubularin related protein 4
Exons: 20
Coding region: 251-4114 (1287 amino acids)
Biological process (GO): phosphatidylinositol dephosphorylation; regulation of autophagy
Cellular component (GO): membrane; cytoplasm
Molecular function (GO): phosphatidylinositol-3-phosphate phosphatase activity; metal ion binding; phosphatidylinositol-3,5-bisphosphate 3-phosphatase activity
Source: RefSeq, a predicted model, not a curated record
UGAGAGCGGAGGGACGUCAUGCUGCUGAUUACAACCAGAGGGAGUUGGGGAGACGGAGAACUACUUCUUUCACUUCACCUUUAUGUUGAGGGGAGGAGGAGAGAGAAGUAACCAAACAAUUCUUGUUUUUAACAAAGGAGUCUUGUUUUUAAACAAAGCACUACUAAUCAACUUCACUCAGGAGACGUCGCUGACUCAGCGGAGCCCGGUAGAGGGGAGGAGAGACUGAGGGAGCUGGAGAGAAGCCAGUAUGAUUGGUGCAGAACAACAGACUGACAGCAUGGGUGAAGAGGGACCACCCAGUCUGGAGUACAUCCAAGCCAAGGACCUGUUCCCCCCGAAGGAGCUGGUCAGUGAGGACGACAACCUGCAGGUGCCGUUCCCAGCUCUUCAGGGGGAAGGGGUGGAGUACCUGGGCCGAGCCGACGACGCCGUCAUCGCCAUCUCUAACUACAGGCUCCACAUCAAGUUCAAGGACUCCGUCAUCAAUACCUAUCCAGGUGUGGACAAUCACAUUUCUGUACCUCUGAUGCUGAUCGAGAGUGUGGAGAGCCGACACAUGUUUCAACUGCACAUCACCUGCAAGGACUCUAAAGUUGUCAGAUGCCACUUCUCCACGUUCAAGCAGUGCCAGGAGUGGCUGAGACGUCUGAACCGGGCCAUAGCCCACCCUGGCAGGCUGGAGGAUCUGUUCGCCCUGGCCUACCACGCCUGGUGUCUGGGGACCAGCACUGAUGACGAGGACCAGCAUCUACACCUCUGUAGACCAGGUGACCAUGUUCGUCAGAGGCUGCAGAUGGAGGUUAAGAGGAUGGGAUUUGACAUGCAGAACGCCUGGAGAAUGUCUGACAUCAACCUCAAAUACAAGCUGUGCUCCAGCUAUCCCCAGCAGCUGCUGGUCCCAGUGUGGAUCACAGACAAGGAGCUGGAGAGUGUUGGUUCCUUCAGAUCCUCCAACCGAAUCCCUGUGGUCGUCUAUAGGCACCAGAGGAACGGGGCGGUGAUCGCUCGCUGCAGCCAACCAGAGAUCAGCUGGUGGGGUUGGAGGAACACAGAGGACGAGUACCUGGUAACAUCCAUCGCUAAGGCCUGUCUGAUGGACCCCGGGACCAGGUUCACUUGUGAGGCCCUGGCCUGCAGCCAACCCCGAGGGGAAGGCCCAGACAGCUCUGACAGCGACUUUGACUCCUCUCUGACAGGAUGCCCAGUCCCUGAUGCCAACACUGCGCCACAAAAACUUCUUAUCCUCGACGCUCGUUCUUACACCGCUGCAGUGGCCAACCGUGCCAAGGGAGGUGGCUGUGAGUGUGAAGAGUACUACCCUAACUGUGAGGUGAUGUUCAUGGGCAUGGCCAAUAUCCACUCCAUUAGGAACAGCUUCCAGUCCCUCCGAGCCGUCUGCAGCCAGAUCCCUGACCCGGGCAACUGGCUGUCUGCUCUGGAGAGCACACGUUGGCUGCAGCACCUGUCCGUCAUGCUGAAGGCAGCCACUCUGGUGUGCUCUGCGGUGGAAAGGGAGGGACGUCCUGUCCUGGUGCAUUGUUCAGACGGUUGGGACCGUACCCCUCAGAUUGUGGCUCUCGCCAAGAUCCUGCUGGACCCGUUCUAUAGGACGCUAGAGGGUUUCCAGGUACUGGUGGAGACGGAGUGGUUGGACUACGGUCAUAAGUUUGGUGACCGCUGUGGUCACCAGGAGAAUGCUGCCGACGUGAGUGAGCAGUGCCCGGUCUUCCUCCAGUGGCUGGACUGUGUUCAUCAGCUGUUCAAACAGUUCCCCUGCCUCUUUGAGUUCAACGAAGCCUUCCUGGUCAAGCUGGUGCAGCACACGUACUCGUGUCUGUACGGGACGUUCCUGUGUAACAACGGGCGGGAGAGAGAGGUCCGCAACAUCCACAACCGCACCUGCUCCGUCUGGUCUCUGCUCCGCUCCGGCAACAAGAACUUCCAGAACUUCCUCUUUAUCCCCGGUCAUGAUAUGGUGUUGCAGCCGGUGUGCCACACCCGGGCCCUGCAGCUGUGGACGGCCGUCUACCUACCCACCUCCUCCCCCUGCACCUCUGCCGAGGAUGCCAUGGAACUCUACCUGUCCCCCAGUAUACAGGGAGACGAGCUCACCUCACGUUCCCUGGACAGGCUUCCUAAGACUCGCUCCAUGGACAACCUGGUGUCUGCCUUUGAGAACGGAGUGGCCCUCACCCGCACCUCCAGCGACCCCAACCUCAACAAGCACUGUCAGGAGGGCCGUACUGCCCAUGGCCUAGAGCCUAUGGCUUCUGUAGGAGGAGGGGCCGCACCCGACAGCCCCGAGGACGUCAGCCCUGACACGGGAUUGGAAAGCGACGACUCGGAGGUGGAGCCUGUCACUCAGACUCCUCCUACCACACCCGUGGAGAUGGAGCAGAGGGAAGAGGGCUUCGAGGAGGCGGAGAUGAGAGAGGAGAUCUGUCUCACCACCCAGCCCCUCCCCCCCAUCGCUCUGGAGCAGGGUAACCCCCACUUCCCCCCUCUCCCCCUGCUCACACCCCUCCUCCACCAGGCCCUCUCCCAGACCACGAACCCCCCAGUUCCUCCCCCUCGACUGCCACAUCAGACGGCUGACAGUCACUCCAGGACUGCCUCAGUCACUACCCGUCCCGCCUCCAUACCAUCACCACCUGCCUGGAAGGGCCCGCUACCGGCAGCUGUUCUGAACGGGCCUAUCCCCAACGGCCUCCAGAACGCCCCCUCCGCUUCUGCAGAGCUGCUGGCACUCGAGCAGCUAGUUCCCACGUUCCCUACGGCCAUGGAGGACUCCACCGAGACGCUCACGGACGAAGCAGAGGUCCCACCAACGCUGCCCCCUAGAAUCAGAGAAAGUCUAGGCCAGCCCAAAGCCACAGAAUGGGCCUUACCCGAGACCCAGGGAGAGGAGAGAGAGGGGAAGAGGACCGAGAGUAUGAGUGGUAGAAACUUAGUGCCUCUGAGAGAGUGUGUGGUCCCAACAUCAAAAGAAGCAGCAUCCUCCGCCUCCACAGUGCCCCCUGUUGACAACAGCCAGGCUGUGGCACUGCGACGUCCGGUCUCCCAGAACCAACUGCGUGUCAGUGAGGAGCUGUCUCUGCUGGGCUCUCACUGGGACAGUGUCCAGGGCAUGGUCCAGUCUGCCUGCAGCACUGCGGCCAGCCACUCUGGCCUCUCAGCCAACCUCUCGUCAGGCUUCUGUCGUACCCUCCAGCCCACGGCCUAUCAGAGCCGACGCCUGGCUGGCAAGCUACUGCGCACCCAGGGCAUGGCCGUGCCUAACGGGGGUUGGCAGUACGGCCGAAGGGAGAGGGAGGAAAGGGUUCGCUCCUCGGCUCCAGCCCCAGUCAGCUCCAGCCCUGUCAAGUCAGGGUCCAGCUGGCUCUCUGCAGUCAGAAGCAGCUCGGGCUACGCUGCCAUCAUGGGCCCAACCACCACCAGCUCACCCCCAACCUUUUCAACCUGCCAACUCCUCCCAGCCUCCCCUUGCUCCUCAGCCUCCCCCCAGCCCCACCCGGCCUACCUGGAUGAUGAUGGUCUGCCGGUGCCUGUGGACGCCGUGCAGCAGCGCCUCAGGCAGAUGGAGGCGGGGUAUAAACAGGAAGUGGAGGUGCUGAGAAGCCAGGUGCGCCAGCUGCAGAUGAGGCUGGAGAGGAAACAGUACAGCACGCCACCCUCCGAGCCUGACGUCGACUACGAGGACGACAUUACUUGUCUGCGUGAGUCAGACGACAGUGAUGAGGAGGACAGUCUGUCAGACCACAGCGAGGACCGUUUCUCAGAGGGCAGCUGGGACAGAGUGGAGCAGAAGGACACAGAGGUCAGCGUUCCUCAUAGUCUACUGCAGGUCACGAGGUGGGUGCCUGAUCACAUGGCCUCUCAUUGUUUCAACUGUGACUGUGAAUUCUGGAUGGCCAAGAGACGUCAUCACUGCAGGAACUGUGGCAAUGUGUUCUGUAAAGACUGCUGCCACCUGAAGCUGCCCAUCCCAGACCAGCAGCUGUACGACCCUGUGUUAGUGUGUAACGUGUGCUGUGACCUGCUGCUGGAGGCUAGGAACAGAGAGAUCCGCAGCCAGCAGCUCAAGAAGCCCAUCGCCACAGCCUCCAGCUGAGAGACCAGAGAGAGAGAGAGAGAGAGAGAGAGAGAGAGACCUUUACUGAAUGGCUCAGUCUGGCCUGGCUCGGCUCGGUUCAGUUAGGACCUGGAUCAGCACCAUCUUGGGUCAGCUUUGGACAGAUAUGAGCCAAGUGCCCCAUUCCCACUACCCUAACAUGGUCUGGUCUUGGCUGUGGGGGGGGUGAGAAGGACUUGUUGCUCUGUGGGAGGGAGGCAAAGCUUGAGAAUGGAGAGAGGCCAUUGACUGCUGGGGAUGAGAGACACUGACUGGAGUAGAAGAGGGGAUGAGAUACUGACUGGAGUAGAAGAGGGGAUGAGAGACUGACUGGAGUAGAAGAGGGGAUGAGAGACUGACUGGAGUAGAAGAGGGGAUGAGACACUGACUGGAGUAGAAGAGGGGAUGAGACACUGACUGGAGUAGAAGAGGGGAUGAGAUACUGACUGGAGUAGAAGAGGGGAUGAGAGACUGACUGGAGUAGAAGAGGGGAUGAGAUACUGACUGGAGUAGAAGAGGGGAUGAGAGACUGACUGGAGUAGAAGAGGGGAUGAGACACUGACUGGAGUAGAAGAGGGGAUGAGACACUGACUGGAGUAGAAGAGGGGAUGAGACACUGACUGGAGUAGAAGAGGGGAUGAGAGACUGACUGGAGUAGAAGAGGGGAUGAGACACUGACUGGAGUAGAAGAGGGGAUGAGACACUGACUGGAGUAGAAGAGGGGAUGAGACACUGACUGGAGUAGAAGAGGGGAUGAGAUACUGACUGGAGUAGAAGAGGGGAUGAGACACUGACUGGAGUAGAAGAGGGGAUGAGAGACUGACUGGAGUAGAAGAGGGGAUGAGAUACUGACUGGAGUAGAAGAGGGGAUGAGAGACUGACUGGAGUAGAAGAGGGGAUGAGAUACUGACUGGAGUAGAAGAGGGGAUGAGAGACUGACUGGAGUAGAAGAGGGGAUGGUAGUGAAUGAAAUGUAGGAGGAAGAGGAGCAGAUGUUCUCCCACUGAGUUUAACCCCUUUUGAUCAAACACAUACAGCUUGGAAUGAAGGCUUCAGUGCCCUGUCCUGUCCUGCCCUGUCCUGCCCUGUCCUACCCUGCCCUGCCCUGUCCUGCCCUGUCCUGCCCUGUCCUGCCCUGUCCUGCCCUGCCCUGCCCUGUCCUGCCCUGCCCUGUCCUGCCCUGCCCUGUCCUACCCUGCACUGCCCUGCCCUGUCCUACCCUGUCCUACCCUGCCCUACCCUGCCCUGUCCUGCCCUGUCCUGCCCUGCCCUGUCCUACCCUGUCCUACCCUGCCCUGCCCUGCCCUGCCCUGUCCUGCCCUGCCCUGUCCUACCCUGUCCUGCCCUGCCCUGCCCUGCCCUGUCCUACCCUGCCCUGGGGCUGUUGUCCUCCAGUGGUGCAUCAUAACCCCCCUGCACCUGUAACCUACUGGGAGAUAUUCCAUCAUCUCAACUCCCCCCCACACACACACAACACACACUCUAGUGCACCCGGCACACACCAACAAGCCACUCUGAUGCACCCCCACACACACA